Molecule: messenger RNA, 231 nt
Organism: Exophiala dermatitidis NIH/UT8656
Lineage: Eukaryota; Fungi; Ascomycota; Eurotiomycetes; Chaetothyriales; Herpotrichiellaceae
Exons: 2
Coding region: 1-231 (76 amino acids)
Molecular function (GO): protein heterodimerization activity
Source: RefSeq, a predicted model, not a curated record
AUGCGGAGGAUCUUGAAGGGUCACUCCAGGAAAACCAUGGGACGAGGUGUUGACCAACUUGUCCUGCUUGAUUACAUGCUAUUCAUCGAAGAGCUGCUUCGAAACGCAUCUCGCAAGGCACGAGCCGACGGAGAAAAGAACAUUGCGGCCAAAAACAUCAGGAAAGUCACAAUGGUAUUUUUUCCUGCCCUGUACGUCCUGGGUCCAAUAUCACAAGCUGAGAAGCCAUGA